AUGCCUUUGGGACAUAUCAUGAGAUUAGAUCUAGAGAAAAUAGCCCUGGACUACAUUGUGCCCUGUUUGCACAACAUCGGCUUCUGCUACCUGGACAAUUUUUUGGGGGAGUUAGUAGGGGACUGUGUCCUGGAACGUGUGAAGCAGAUGUAUUAUGAUGGAGAACUUCAGGACGGUCAACUGGCUGGCCAGAGCAAUGGGAUCUCCAAAAGGCACUUGAGGGGAGACCAAAUAAAGUGGAUCGCAGGCACCGAGGAAGGAUGUGAGGCCAUCAACUUUCUCUUGUCGCUGACAGACAGGCUGGUGAUGUACUGUGGCAGUAGACUGGGCAAGUAUUAUGUGAAAGAAAGGUCCAAGGCUAUGGUCGCUUGCUACCCUGGGAAUGGAACUGGCUAUGUGCGUCAUGUAGACAACCCCAAUGGAGAUGGACGCUGUAUCACAUGCAUUUACUACCUGAAUAAGAAUUGGGAUUCAAAGCUUCAUGGUGGGAUUCUCCGAAUAUUCCCAGAGGGGAAGUCCUACGUAGCAGAUGUUGAACCUAUCUUUGAUAGAUUACUUUUCUUCUGGUCGGAUCGAAGGAACCCACAUGAAGUGCAGCCUGCCUAUGCAACAAGAUAUGCCAUGACUGUAUGGUAUUUUGAUGCUGAAGAAAGAGCAGAAGCCAAAAAGAAAUUCAGGAAUUUAGUUGAUGCCGGGAAGACAGAAGCAGUUCUCAGUGAAGACUGAGCAGUGAUUUCCCAGCGCAGUUCUUUUGUAGUGAUAUUUUUGGGACUCUUUGCAAGCAAUAAGAUCCAAAGACGAUAUAGUCUGUUUCUGGUGAUUACUGGACACUGUUUUUACCUGCAGAUAUGCACUAUUUUGGGCACUGUUUAAUGUUUGCAUAUUAUACUGAUGGUACUCAUGGCAGCUUCCUAUCAUACCCAUCGGGCAUAAAAGCACGCCUGUUUUCUACUUGCCUUGCACAGAAGAAUGCCACCAGGUUUUUUUUAGAAAGUGAAGAAGAUCACCAAGCCCUCCUGCUAACGUUGACCAACUAGCCUUUAGCCUUACUGGUGUUAAAAGAUACUAAACAUUCAAAAUAGUUGGGGAAACCUGACUCCUAUUUGCACUUUAUUUAAAUAUUCUGGUUCAAUGGGAAGGAGCUUUAUAAAAGAACCUCAGUGGCAGACUGCAGAUGGCAGUCAGGAAUGAUAAAUAUAGAACUGCGUGUUUGCCAAGCACCAAUUUUGUUAUUCUCAACGUGGGGCCUUUGAUGGGUUGCCUGGUCACUUUGCUAUCCAGACUAUUCGCUUGACUGUCUUGUAUCAUUAAUUUCUAAAAAGGAUAAGCCUCCCACUUGCCAUAAAACUGCCUGGAUUUGAUCCACAUGCUGAAGUUGGGCAGAAGCAGCGGUUCCGUUGCUUGGCCUUUCAGAGCCCCAGGAUGGGCAGAGGCAGUCAUGCAGCUG
Euleptes europaea (tarantolino) is the source of this 1447-nucleotide messenger RNA. RefSeq names its product egl-9 family hypoxia inducible factor 3 (gene EGLN3). Gene Ontology annotation, biological process: peptidyl-proline hydroxylation to 4-hydroxy-L-proline; cellular response to hypoxia. NCBI's taxonomy places the organism in Eukaryota, Metazoa, Chordata, Lepidosauria, Squamata, Sphaerodactylidae. The transcript has 5 exons. The coding region runs from base 1 to 726 and encodes 241 amino acids. The record is from RefSeq and is a predicted model, not a curated record. Gene Ontology annotation, cellular component: nucleus; cytoplasm. Gene Ontology annotation, molecular function: ferrous iron binding; L-ascorbic acid binding; peptidyl-proline 4-dioxygenase activity.